UCUUUUCUAAGUUCAUCUCCUAAACCCCACUGGACUCUGGCCCACUUCUGGGAUGACUUUGGAGACAGAAAUGUUUCAGAAUGUAUAUCCUGGCAGCCUAUGGCUGCUUCAACCACUGGCAGUUUUGCUGCUUCUGGCUUCUGCGGACAGGCAAGCUGCAGCUCUCCCGAAGGCUGUGGUGAGACUUGAGCCCCCGUGGGUCACCGUGCUCAAGGAGGACGACGUGACUCUGACGUGCUGGGGGGCCCACACCCCCGGGAACUUCUCCACCCAAUGGUUCCACAAUGGGAGCUCCAUUCCCACCCAGGUCCAGUACAGCUACAGGUUUAAGGCCAACAUCAAUGACAGCGGGGAGUACAGGUGCCGGACGGGCCAGAGCAGCCUCAGCGACCCUGUGCAUCUGGAUGUGUUUUCCGAAUGGCUGGUGCUCCAGACCCCUCACCUGGAGUUCCAGGACGGGGAAACCAUCAUGCUGAGGUGCCACGCCUGGAAGAACAGGCCUCUGGGCAAGAUCACAUUCUUCCAGAAUGGAAAAUCCAGGAAGUUUUCCUAUCGCAAUGCCAACUUCUCCAUCCCACAAGCAAACCACAGUCACAGUGGUGAUUACCACUGCACAGGAACUAUAGGACAGAUGCUGCGUUCAUCCCAGUCUGUGACCAUCACUGUCCAAGGGCCCAAAGCGAGCAACUCUUCUCCGAUGGUGGUAAUUGUGGCUGUGGUCACUGGGAUUGCUGUAGCGGCCAUUGUUGCUGUGGUAGCAGCCUUGACCUACCGCAGGAGAAAGCGGACUUCAGCUGAUCCCACUAAUCCUAAAAGAGCUGCCAAAGUUAAGCAGCCACUUGUAAGUCAAAUGAGUGACAUCAGGAUCAGGCAACCUGAGGAAACCAGCAAUGAUUAUGAAAUUACUGAUGGUGGCUACAUGACUCUGAAGCACAAUGCACCCACUGAUGGUGAUAGCAACAUCUACUUGACUCUUCCUUAAUGACAAAGUCAACAGUGAUAACGUUAUACCAUUAACGUUAUGCCAUUUGCCCACCCAAUGGAUCUCCACUGCUUGCUUCUGCUUUCUCUCAGUGUAGAAUACAACCACCUAUUCACUUCUCAUGCACCACAAAGCUCCAGAGAAAGAAACAGCACAAAUACAAGAACCUCAUUUAGUCUCCAUUGUCUUGCCGUGGGAUUUGGGAAGAGAAUCAGAGAGGAGAGGACCAGAGGAUGUUGCCGUUCCAAAGAAGGACUCUUCCAGAGUAAUCUACAUGAGUCCUGCCUGAAGCUCCCUGUCCUGAAGCCACAGACAACGUGGUCUUGGAUGACUGACUGCACCUUCUGUGCAAGGAAGACAUCUAGACUUCUGUUCUACAUUCACACAGCCAAUAAAAUUAGCAAAAUUACUGCUAAUAGGAGAUUGUAACAUGGAAAAUGCUUGUUACAGGUUCUAUGAGAACAAUUAUGUUUUUUAAAGAAAUUUUUUCUUUAGAUUUCAGUGCAGAUGAAGAAAACAAUUAUGUUAAGUAUAUUUGAUUUGAGAUGUUAGACUAAUCUAUACCAAUACGUUAGAAGUGAUUAUUUCAGGGUGAUGAAAUUAUCAGCGA
Messenger RNA from Propithecus coquereli (Coquerel's sifaka), 1592 nucleotides. RefSeq names its product Fc fragment of IgG, low affinity IIa, receptor (CD32) (gene FCGR2A). The transcript is spliced from 7 exons. Gene Ontology annotation, biological process: cell surface receptor signaling pathway. The record is from RefSeq and is a predicted model, not a curated record. NCBI's taxonomy places the organism in Eukaryota, Metazoa, Chordata, Mammalia, Primates, Indriidae. Gene Ontology annotation, molecular function: transmembrane signaling receptor activity. Bases 53 to 982 code for a protein of 309 amino acids.